GGACGCACACACGGGAGAUUAACUGUCUGAACCCCGGGGUCACCGUCAGUCAAAGCAAAGAGCGACUCCUCCUGACACCGUUUCGGUGCCCCUCUUCCUCCGGCCUCCCUCCGCCUGCUCGUCUCUCCCGUGCGACUCAUGUCUGCUUUCACAUGGCGAGUAAUACAUCAGCACAGCGUGAUGCAGUACGACAAGCUGGUGGACUUCAUCGGUUUGGCUACAGACAUCGUCCCAGAGCUGCUGAGUCCCAGUCAGAGAGCUCAGCUCACGCUGGGCCUGAGAGCCAGGCUGGUUCUGGAGCUGUGUCGUGGCGAUGGCGUUGCCAACUUGCAGACCAUCCAGAGCCACCUGGAUAAAAUCCACGCCUGCAGCGCUGAACUAAGCAACACUGAUCAGAUGGCCAGUGAAGAUAUACUGAAGACCUCUUACAUCAACUUUGCCGGCCUGGUUCAGAACCUAUUGAAUGUUCCUGAUGAAAAAGACUUCUUCUUCAAAGAGGUGUUUCCCGUAAACUACGGCUCAAACUACGACCAAAGACUGCAGCAGCUGGUGUGUGAGUUCUUGUCCAGACUGGAGCAGCUGUUGCCCACACCGGACCAGCAGCAGACAGCAGCUUGGCUCACUGAAACAACGUCUGCGUCAGAAGAAUUUGGACAGAAUCUGUCUGAACCACUUGCCCUGAAGAGCCUGCUGCUUCAUCACAGACAGUUGGGGACUCUUAACACUUACACGUCUUGGUCUCUUUCAGCUCCUUCCAGCAGCGAGGACGAUAUCCUUUUGUCCACCCUGGCCCUACCUGCUCAAACUGGAAUGGAGAGGUUCACUGAGCCCGACAGUGAAGAUGAUUACGACGAGGAUGAAGGGACCCUGGUAUUGGAAGAUUUAGAAGGAGACCUGACUCAAAGCUCCGACGUCACUGCAGAUGAUUGGUUGCCAAAAAGGGAAUCGGGUCCUCUGUCCCAUUCAUUCAUCUGCCCUCAGUGUUCAUUCACUCACCGCGUAAAGAGGAAGGUCCAAGAGCACAUCUUGAGUGAUCAUUACGUAAGAACUCAAUGUCAGAAACGACUGUGUGUGAAGAAAGCCAGAGCAAAGGCUCAGCGGGAAAGUAAAGACUCGAACGGUGAAAAGCAGAAACUCGAAGGCAUCUUAGGAAAAAAAAGGAAACGCAAGCAAAAAGGCGGCGUUGAAAAUAAGCGUGAGCGCAUGCAGGAGGACAACUUGGAAAACAAGACGCGGCGCAGGGGGAAAGAGCCCGUGGGGGAAGACAAAAGGUUUCUGAGCAUGCGACACGUCAACAAAAACUUCACAGAGACGGAAACAAAAUGCCUUAAGUGUAAAAAGAUUUUUGAACUUCCAAAUCAACUGACGGCUCACAUGAAGCUUCACAGCUUCCCGUACUGCUGCACCCAAUGUGAAAAAGGGUUCACCAGCCCGUCGGGUUAUUAUCAGCACCAGAGGAUCCACAAGAGAGGCCGGGUAUUUGUCUGCAGCCAGUGCAACAAGGGCUUCCUGUGCAACUAUUCGCUGAAGCAACACGAGCGCCUGCACGGAGGCCCCACCCACCUGUGCAACAUCUGCGGGAAAAGCUUCAGCAAAGCGGGAAUUACGAGACACAUGCAGAUGCACAAAGGGGAGAAGAAUUACUUGUGCACCACAUGCGGGAAGUCGUUUUUGUCCUCCGGGGAGCUGCUGCUGCACGUCCGGUCCCACACGGGCGAGACGCCGUACACCUGCACGCACUGCGGGAAGGGCUUCUCCACCAAGAGCCACCUGAACGUGCACACGCGCUCCCACACGGGGGAGCGGCCGUACCUGUGCUCGGCGUGUCCGAAGCGCUUCGUCACGGUGAAUUGCCUGAAGAGGCACACGCUCAGCCACAACGGGGUGAAGCCGUUCAAGUGUCCGAACUGUGAGAAAAAGUUCUCCCAGCAGGGGAAUCUGAAAAGACACCUGGCGACUCAUAAACCCGACACGUAGAGAGCACGAUGUCGUCGUAGUUAACACCCUAAAUAAAUGUUAUUUUUCACAAACACUAGAGGUUUAGAGUUUGAGUGAUCACUAGCAAUAAUUGAACGGUAACAUAUUUUGUAUUCUUUUUAUCUGGGUUCUUCAUUACAUACAGUUAUCAAAACUGGUGCAUUUUGUCUAUAUUAGAUUAGAUAUUUCUUUAUUAGUCCCACAGUGGGGAAAUUUCAGGAUCACAGCAGCGGGUGCACAUUAAAGCAUUUAAUAGUAAAUAAUAAUUUAAAAAAACACAACAAUACUAAAUAUGCAGAGGAAACUAUAUAUAUAUACACAAGGCAGUGACCAAAGUGAAUUCACAGCAGGUUAAAGUGUUCAGGAAAAUAAAGUGCUGAGUGUGCCAAGAUCUCCAUCGAUCUAUUGCAGUUUGUUGUGCAGCCUGACAGCAGCGGGUAGUUGGUUAGAUAUUGUGUAGUUUUAGGCUCCUACGUUGUUUCCUUUUUUCUCUCUCCAAAUUCUGCACCCUUACUUGGCAUUAUAAGUCAUAUUCAACUGUGAGAAAGUGUUGAGACCAUGACAGAUAGCUGAGUUUAAACUUUAGAAAUGAUACGAUGGUGAAGAAGACAAUUAUUGGAUCAACUAACUGCAAACGUAACGGCAGGUUAUCGUGCCUCGAUGGUAUCGGUCUACACAGACAGGGAUGAAAAAGACCUGAAAUGCAAAAGGAAGGGAAAAACACAGCUGUAGGAAAUGCAAUUUAUUUGCAAUUUUUUAAUAACAUCAUUCCUCAGAUAAAAAUGCAAUGUUACAGGAAUAUACAUCAGAUAUUAAUUUAAAACUUGCUUUCAAGGGACCAUACAGUCUAAAUAUACUUUUUCCUUUUUUUAUUUACUGGUAGCGUGCGUUAUAAGCAAGACAGACUCUGUCACCAAUGACAGACUGACAAGUUACAGAUACAAACUGUACAUUACUUAUUUACAAAUAAACUUUUUGUUUGAUUUUUCGUUUCACUUUUUAUUGAAAAUAGGAGUAGAAAAAGUGAUUGAAUUUAUAUUCUGAUUUAUUUCAUUUGUAUUCUUUCCCUUUCCUAAAAUGUAAAAUGAAGUGAAUGAACAAAAAAACAAACGAGAACUCUCCUUUUGACAAAAAGAAGGAAGCCGAAGAAGAAGAAGAAGAA
This is a messenger RNA of Pseudoliparis swirei, 3139 nucleotides long. Its product is annotated as zinc finger protein 436-like. The record is from RefSeq and is a predicted model, not a curated record. Gene Ontology annotation, molecular function: DNA-binding transcription factor activity; RNA polymerase II cis-regulatory region sequence-specific DNA binding. Bases 139 to 1977 code for a protein of 612 amino acids. Gene Ontology annotation, biological process: regulation of transcription by RNA polymerase II. Lineage: Eukaryota; Metazoa; Chordata; Actinopteri; Perciformes; Liparidae. The transcript is spliced from 8 exons.